Molecule: messenger RNA, 1023 nt
Organism: Ornithodoros turicata
Lineage: Eukaryota; Metazoa; Arthropoda; Arachnida; Ixodida; Argasidae
Product: speckle-type POZ protein-like
Exons: 1
Coding region: 1-1023 (340 amino acids)
Biological process (GO): regulation of proteolysis; proteasome-mediated ubiquitin-dependent protein catabolic process
Cellular component (GO): cytoplasm
Molecular function (GO): ubiquitin protein ligase binding
Source: RefSeq, a predicted model, not a curated record
AUGGCAGCUCUUGCAAGAGACAGUGACUUCGUUUCCUGCAGCUACAGCUACCACGAAUACAAGGCGAUCAAGUGCUUGCACAAGUGGGUUAUCAGAGACUUUAAGGUAAUUGGUGACACCUCAGACUGUUACAUUGACAGUGGUAUGUUCUUUAAUGGCCAUACCAGUUCACGCCAGUGGAGCAUGAGACUGUAUCCGGCUAUGGUUACUCCUUAUAUUACGUACUUGCAAGUAGACGUGAUGUUUCAUGGAAGUGCAGCCAAAGCAGCGUUCUGUAUAUGGGUAGUGAAUAACGACAACAAGAAGGUAAAAGAACAAGUGAGGGCAGCCCAAAGCUGUUCAAAAGGGAUUGUUUGGAGUGUGAACCUCGGGAAGCGAAGUGAGUUUGUGAACAAUUCGCGUUACCUGGUACCCGAUGAUGUUCUUACGCUCUGUUGUGAGCUAACGAUAUUUUACCGGUGGCAAUCAUCUGCGGCAUGCACCGUGGAAAACCCGCCUCGCCCUGGCUUCAGUUCACUCUUCCAAGAUGGCGACUUCACCAUCGUGGCUUUAACUGCACAAGGCAAAGAGAUUAAGGUUCAUAAGAAUGUCCUAGCCAUGUGCUCUCCCGUAUUUAACGCCAUGUUCAAAAACAACAUGAUGGAGAAGCGAGAGAACCGAGUGGAUUUGCGAGACAUCUCUGCUAGAGUGCUACAAGAAAUAGUAACCUUUAUGUACACGGACACUGCACCGAAUAUUGCCUCCCUGGCAGCCGAUCUUCUUUAUGCUGCAGAAAAAUACGACCUGAAACGUCUGAAGUCGAUGUGCGAGCACAGACUCGCGUCCAGUCUCACUGUGGAUAACGCCGUACAUGUUCUUCAUCUGGCUGUAAAGUUGAAAGCCGACCAACUGAGAGAUUUCGCAGUCUGCUACAUUAAAACGCAUGCGGUCGAUGUAGGAAAGACUGAUGGUUGGAAGGCGCUGACUGAAGAGGAAACCGGUCUUCUGGAAUUGUUACUGUCGUCGGGAGCAAGAGAGAAUUAA